This is a messenger RNA of Panthera uncia (snow leopard), 778 nucleotides long. RefSeq names its product piezo-type mechanosensitive ion channel component 2-like. The coding region runs from base 167 to 778 and encodes 203 amino acids. NCBI's taxonomy places the organism in Eukaryota, Metazoa, Chordata, Mammalia, Carnivora, Felidae. The transcript has 2 exons. The record is from RefSeq and is a predicted model, not a curated record.
UGAUGUACCGCUGGUGUUUUAACACUGUGUCUCUGUAACUGUUUGCGCUGCUAGCUGCUACACUGAAGCAACCGUGCUGUUCUCAAGGCAGUCUACCCUUGACGAUUUAGAUGGACCAGAAACUGUUCCUAAAACAAGUGAGCGUGCUCGACCUAGGCUUCGUAAAAUGUUCAGCAUGGAUAUGUCCUCCUCAUCAGCUGACAGUGGCAGUUUAGCAUCAAGCGAGCCCACGCAGUGCACCAUGCUGUACUCGCGCCAGGGGACCACGGAAACCAUAGCGGAGGUGGAGGCCGAGCAGGAUGACGAGGCGGUGGCCAAAGACGCCGACCAGGGAGGGGAGGAGGCCGCGGACUUGGGGCCGGAGGAGGCCUCGGAGGCCUCGGAGGCCGGCCUCACCCCAGAUGCCGAGCUGCCGCACUACUCCACCGAGGAUGGGGACGUGGAGGCGCCUCCCUCCUACAGCAAGGCGGUCAGCUUCGAGCGCCUGUCCUUCGGCUCGAGGGACGACUCUGCAGGCCAGAGCCACAUGGCCGUGAGCCCUGACGAGAGCCGCUCAGACAGGCUCGAGUCCAGCAUCUUACCGCCCCUGACUCACGAGCUGACGGCCAGCGAGCUGCUGCUGAACAAGAGUGCUGGGCGGGUGGGGGUGGGGGGUAUUCCGCAGGUUGUGGGUAGACAAACUCCCAUGGACAACCGUCCACCUGGACAUUCAGAGCAAACAGACCCAAUGUUCAGUGCUCCCAUCGUGAAGCACAGAACUAGCCAAAGCCAUCCGUGA